Molecule: messenger RNA, 564 nt
Organism: Laetiporus sulphureus 93-53
Lineage: Eukaryota; Fungi; Basidiomycota; Agaricomycetes; Polyporales; Laetiporaceae
Exons: 2
Coding region: 1-564 (187 amino acids)
Source: RefSeq, a predicted model, not a curated record
AUGCCCUGGCCUUCGAAAAUAACCAGAGCAUUUGCCACCGUCGAAGAAGAGGCCGGUGUCAUCGUUUAUGAGAAUCAGUACUAUGGCCCCUACAACAAACUUCUCUGUACUCUAUUCCCUCCGGACAGUGAUUUCAUUGUCUCGCCCAAUUACCUACCGGGCAACGUGGACGGCGCCGCAGGCGUCAUCAUCUCGUUCGAAAUCACCCUUCGUCAGCACCCCGUGCUCGUCCUAGAGGUCAAGCCUCCCCAGCACUUGUCGCUUGAUUCGACGCGGGAGGCAGCCGACAGGCAGGUUCGCCGCCGUUUGGUCGAUUUGUCAGGGCGUGCGCUCCUCCCUGUCCUCUACGGCAUCAGCGCGAUGGGGACCAAGCUCUGCUUCUACGAGUUCGAAACGGCGCCGAGGCGCAUGACUCCCCGACGCAUCCCCAGCGAUCCCGAGCUCACAACCGACGUUGCGCCGAAGGAGCAGUGGGACUGUGAUGUCCUUGAAGCUGACGGAGAGCAGCGGCUGCGAGCAUUGGCGAGGCAGAUCACGGAGGCAUGUGAGCGCCUACAAGCUUGA